CUUCCGGCCUUCGCUGGCGGUCAUUUUGGCUACUCCGUGGUCUGUUCUGGUUCGGAUGGAGGUACCUGUCCGAAAAGGCGCGAGAGUUGUGGUCUCCGCCGCAGAAACGCAGGUCUGAGUGUCCGCGACACAUUCCGAGUGAUCCGUGACAGUACCUUUGCCGCCGCCGCUCCCGCCCUGCCCCGCCCAGAGUCCGAUGGCGGCGGCCGAGCUAGGGCGCCCGGCUGAGAGUGUUGAGGCCGAGUCACGCCCAGACUGUCAGGUUGGGGGGUUGUACCUCCAUUCUGAGGACCCGGGCAGCCGUGGAUAACCAAGAAGAGAAGAGGAACACGGUCUGGUUUAGGCUUUUAUUUCUUUUUAUAGACAGUGUGACUCUGGAGGAUGUGGUUGUGUACUUCUCCUGGGAGGAAUGGGGUCUCCUCGAUGAGACUCAGAGACGCCUGUACUAUGAUGUGAUGCUGGAGAACUUGGCACUUAUAUCUUCGCUGGGUUGUUUGUGUGGCCUAGAGAUUGAGAAAGCACCUUCUGGACAGAUUGUUUCCUUGGAAAGAUUGCCACAAGUCAGGACUCCAAAGCUAGAUCUGUCAAUCCAGACGGCUCCUGUCUCUGAGAUGUGUGUUCCUGUCAUGGGAGAUAUUUUGUCCCCAGAUGAGUAUCAAGGAGCACUUACUGGGCAGAAAUUGAACCCAUGUGUGGCAUGUGGGAAACAGUUUUGUUUUAGUGAAAAUCUUCACCAACAUCAGGAGCACAGUGUAAUGAAACCCUACAGCAAGGACAUGGACGUGGCCUCUGUGAAGAGCUACAGAGGUCAUUUGUCAGAGAAGAAUUUCACCUUCGGGGAAAUUGGAGAGGACUUCUUUACUAGUGUGGGUCUUUUCCAGCGCCAGGCCAUUCCCAAAGCACUACUGAGUAUACAUAGCAGUAUUGGGUGUGGGGAGGUCUUUCACAGUGGAAAACGUCAUUAUAUGUGUGGUGCAUGUGGGAAAACUUUCCGCCGCAAACGUACACUUGUUCAGCACCAGAGAAUCCACACUGGAGAAGGACUGUAUGAGUGUAGUGAGUGUGGGAAAACCUUCAGCUACAAGCACUCAUUUGUUCAGCACAAGACAAUCCACACUGGAGAAAAGCCUUUUGAGUGCAGUGAAUGUGGGAAGGCCUUCAGGUUCAAAUAUAAACUUGUUGAGCACCAACGUAUUCACACUGGAGAAAGGCCUUAUGAGUGCAGUGACUGUGGGAAAGCUUUUGGAUUUAAAUCCAGACUUGUUCGGCAUCAGAGAAUUCACACUGGGGCAAAGCCUUAUGCAUGUGCUGAUUGUGGGAAACUCUUUAGAUACAGCUCUAGCCUAGUUCAGCACCGGAGGAUUCACACUGGAGAAAUGCCUUAUGAGUGCAGUGAAUGUCGGAAAUGCUUUAGACAAAACUCCAGCCUCAUUCAGCACCAGAAAUUUCACACUGGAGAAAGUCCUUAUGAGUGCAGUGAAUGUGGGAAAUCUUUUAAACACAGCUCCAGCCUCAUUCUACAUCGGAGAAUUCACACUGGAACAAGACUAUAUGAAUGCAGUGAAUGUGGGAAGUCUUUUAGCCAAAAUUAUAGCCUCAUUCAACACCAUAAACUCCAUAGUAGAGGAAGGCUUUAAGAGUGUACCCUCCAGGAGAAAGCCUUCAGCUUAUAGUCCACUCUGAUCCAACAGGAAAAACUUUACCACCCAGUUUUAUGAAUCCAGUGUGAGAAUUCCACAGAUGAUAAUGAACGGCAUGAGACUUUGAAGGCCUCUAUGAGGGGCCAUCUUGAGUUUCAAGAAUGUGAGUUUUCAGGAAUUGAAUUUUAUAUUCUGACCUGCUCAGGACCCUUGCUAGAAUGAUGCAAAUUUCUGUGGCAGAAGUCAUCUCACUUCUACCUCCUGGCAGGUUCCCACAGCAUGUAUCAGUCACCACAACAUGGUCAGAAAAGAAGGGCACAGUUUGACAACUGAUGGUGGCAUUUUACAUUCUUUGUGGCAUUGCUGGUCUUGUGUGAUAUUUUUGAUGGACUUUCUAUCCUUCCAAGACCAGCCUGGAAACUCUGCCUCACAUUGGCCUGGACUGUGCAAUAAUAAGUCCCAAUUGCUUAAGUCACCUUUAACCUUAAGAGUUAUAUUUGCUGUGUGGGGUAAGUUGAGAACAGAAUUGAUCUUUGCCAGUGUGAAGAGGACAGCUUUCUUGAGAUCUUCAGUAUGAUGUCAGAGAGUACCUCCUAGUACAAUUUUUGCCUAAUCUGUUAAUGAUAAAAUAAAAAUAAACAUUUGGUGUUUGUCCCCAGUUCCUGGCACAGAGGUUCUAAAACCCUUGGAAUCCCCUGAAUGAGAAGAGCAUCUUUGUAUGAUAAUGAAAUGACUCAAGGUAGGUGUCAAUAAAGAGCUUCAGGAAGGGCUCUUGCCCCCAGAUUUGAGGGUUAAAACUCUAGCCCUACCCCUUGGCCUGACGACACUGUGGAGGUGGAGAUUGAACUCAGUCACCAAUGGUCAGUGAUGCAUUCAACCUUGUCUAUUUGAUGACACCUUGAUAAAAACCUCUAAAUAAGAGCGGUUGUGCCCUGGCUGCUGUGAUUCAGUGGAUUGAGUGCCAGCCUGCAAACCUUAGGGUUGCCAGUUCAGUUCCCAGUCGGCAUAUGCCUGGGGUGCAGGCCCGGUAGGGGAUGCAUGCGAGGUAACCACACAUUGAUGUUUCUCUUGCUCUCUUUCUCCCUUCCCCCUCUUAAAAUUAAAUAAAUUUUUAAAAAGAGUUUGAGGAGCAGCUGAGUUGGUGAACACAUCCAACCAAGGGAGGGGUGUACCCUGACCCCACUGGGAUAGAGGCUGUUGCACUUGGGGAUUUUCCAAACCUCAUCCUAUGUAUCUUCUGGCUGUUGACUGUGUCUUUUAUAAGAAACUAAUCAUAAGUAUAGCAUUUUCCUGAAUUCUGUGAGUAAUUCUAACACAUUACUGUACCUCCAUGGCAGGGGCAGGUGGUAGUUUAUGGGAAUUCCAGAUUUGUAUUUGGCCUGGAAGAAGUGUGGGUCACCCAGGGACCCCAUUUAUACUUGGCACCUGAAGUGGAAGUAAUCUUGUGGAAAUGAGUCCUUUAUGUGUGGGAUCUGUGCUAACUCCAUAUAGUGUCAGAAUUGAAUUAAAUGGACUUGGAGAA
Molecule: messenger RNA, 3162 nt
Organism: Phyllostomus hastatus (greater spear-nosed bat)
Lineage: Eukaryota; Metazoa; Chordata; Mammalia; Chiroptera; Phyllostomidae
Product: zinc finger protein 211-like
Exons: 4
Coding region: 456-1637 (393 amino acids)
Biological process (GO): regulation of transcription by RNA polymerase II
Molecular function (GO): RNA polymerase II cis-regulatory region sequence-specific DNA binding; DNA-binding transcription factor activity, RNA polymerase II-specific
Source: RefSeq, a predicted model, not a curated record